This is a messenger RNA of Planococcus citri (citrus mealybug), 881 nucleotides long. RefSeq lists its product as uncharacterized. The record is from RefSeq and is a predicted model, not a curated record. The transcript has 4 exons. Lineage: Eukaryota; Metazoa; Arthropoda; Insecta; Hemiptera; Pseudococcidae. The coding region runs from base 165 to 788 and encodes 207 amino acids.
UGCUUUGUAACAAUUUACAUUCUUUUUUUGCAUACACAAUCAGACGUGCAGCAUUAAAAUUUCAACUCGAGUUUAGUAAGUUUAGGUAGGUUGGAAUAAUAUUCGGUCAAACUUGGAAGAAAUUUUACGUGGUUUUUCAAAUCCAAGGUAAACGUGAUUCACAGAUGGAUAGGAGAGCAAACGUGAAGUGGAUUUACGCGAUUGGUGCUGUUUUAAUCAUCACAAAUGCAGCGUCUGGAGUCGGUGGUGACAUACCGAAUAAUACUCCACUCAGAACUGAAUGUUGUCUUAGACUGGCGGGAACUUGUACGUGUAUUAAUAUGGUGAAAAGCAGUCAAUACAAAUUUGAACAUAUUUUUCCCAUUAAAACAAUAAAUGACACGGUUGCGCUAAAAUUCAAUGUGAAAGCGGAUCGCGACGCUAAUCUGCAAUUUUACGCUGAAGGCCGGAAAUUAGCUUAUGAAAUAAUCCUGGGUGGAAGGACUAACACGUUAUCAAACAUAAAAAAAAAGCUAGGUGUAAAAAAUUGGUCAGGGUUAGAUGUUUUUGAAGAAGUUGAAUAUGCUGAAUAUCUGUUCGCAGAUGUCGUGUCACCCAACGAAUGGCGCGAAUUCUGGGUUCAAAUUAAGGAUGAUACAGUAAAAGUAGGAAGAAAGGACGAAAACGCAUUCAUGGAAUUAAAAAAUGUAAUCAAUGUACCGGUUACAGAAUACAGCGCUGCUGGUUGGGGGGAUAAUAAGGUUUUAUGGAGCCUUCCUUGUAUCCAGGAAGAAGAUUUCUCGUGGUGAGAUUUUUGUUGACGAACGGUAUUCAUGUUUUAAAUCACAUACUGCCUAUGAAAUUACGAGUAAUUGACCGAAUAAACAUUUUUGAAGAUUAAA